Spirodela intermedia is the source of this 1068-nucleotide messenger RNA. Lineage: Eukaryota; Viridiplantae; Streptophyta; Magnoliopsida; Alismatales; Araceae. The record is from the annotation of a GenBank genome assembly.
AUGAAGAAGCUUAUGUGCCAAUAGCUAGACUUAAUGUAAUUAUAAUUGUUCUUAUAUUUACAUUUGUAGAAGCUCUUAAACUAUAUCAAGUGAAUGCCAUUAAUAUAUUUUUUAUUAACUAGUUAAAGAAAAAGUAUAUUGAAACAGCCCCAUAGUAUAUUUAACAAACUAAUUUUUUAUUAGACAAAAAGAAAUCAGCUCAAGAAAAAAAUGCCAUUCUAGAAUUUUGUCAACAAUUUGCUUGUGUAGGGGUAUGAACCACUUGAAAAAUAAGCGUGUUCAUUCUGUAGCAGAUCUGUUGCAAGAUCAAUGCGGACUGGCUCUUGUUCAUUUGGAAAAUGCGGUUUGAGGAACUAUAUCUGGAGCAAUUAGGCAUAUAUUGAACCAACUCCUCAUUAACAACCACUCAUGAAUAAUUUUGUCAGCCUACUAUCUCAACUUUUAGAUGGAACUAAUCCAUUGACACAUUGUUCAUUGCCAAAAAUUGAGGUAUUUAGGUCCUUGAGGGGUGAACUCCAAGUUUUUGGAUACGAGAUAUCCAUUCUAGUCACUACGGACGUAUUUGCCCUAUUGACACCUCCGAAGGAAUCAAUACUGGACUUAUCGAAUCAAUACUGAACUCCAAGGACUGGUCAUUGGGGAUCCUUAGAGAUAUCCAUCCUCAGAUUUUAUAAAAUCUCCAAGAGAUCAAAAAGGCAAAGAAGCACAGAUGGUUUAUCCAUCGCCAAGAAGAGAUGAAUAAUAUUAUAGGGUAGCGGCAGGGAGUUCUUUGGCCUUAAAUCGUGGUAUUCAAGCAGGUUGUUCCUGCUCAAUACUGUCAAGAGUUCCUGACUAUUGCCUGGGAAUGGUUCAUCUUCGAAGCAUUCUUCCCUUCCAAUUUUUUUAUAUUCUAGGUUCUCUCACUAUUAUGCGAAUAGAGGUUCUAAUGAGUUCUAAUAGGCAGCGUCAAGCAGUUCCGUUUUCUCGGUCUGAGAAGUGCGUUGUAGGAACCGGACUGGAACGCCAAGCGGCUUUAGAUUCUGGAGUUUCGGUUAUAGCCUAACGCGAGGGAAAGCUCAUUUCUACUGA